GCGCUUGAGACAGGGCGAAGGAAGUUUCAUUUGGCUCUGUGGUGCUUAACUAAAGUUUUCCCCGGAGUCACAGUGGGGGAUUAGACAUUCUGUGAAAUUGUAACGCUGGAGAGACUGAUCCAGCGGUGGAGGGAACCAUCGUUUUCUUCGGCGUUGAAAGAACAAGUACGUCUGUGAGAUUAUUAGAGGACCGCAAAGGAUUUUUUCUCCCGCUUUCCAACCCCCUCUUUCCCAAAUCCUCCGACCCCCUUCUCGAUCCGAGAUGGGGAAGGAGCAGGAACUCCUAGAGGCGGCGCGCACAGGAAAUCUUGCCGCCGUGGAAAAGCUGCUAUCUGGGAAACGACAAUCGACUGGAAGUGGAAGUGGAUCAUCGGGGACUGGUGGAGGCAGCAAUAGCAGUGGUCACAAUGCUUCGCACCCGCUUUCCAGCCUUCUCAGUAUCUGGAGGGGUCCUAAUGUGAACUGUGUGGACAGCACUGGAUACACUCCUCUACACCAUGCAGCCCUAAACGGACACAGUGAAGUUGUGGAGUCACUGUUACGUAACGAGGCCUUGACCAACAUCGCCGACAAUAAGGGCUGCUACCCGCUGCACCUGGCCGCAUGGAAGGGGGACCAACGGAUCGUCAGGCUGCUCAUUCACCAAGGCCCCUCACACCCCAAACUCAACGAGCAGAGCUCCUCUGUAGAGCACAAAGAGUUGAAACGCUGUGGGCCCUUUGACCUGCAUAUUAAUGCCAAGAACAACGACAACGAGACCCCUCUCCACUGUGCCGCUCAGUACGGCCACACCCAGGUGGUGCGUCUGCUGCUGGAGGAGCUGACCGACCCCACCAUGAGGAACAACAAGUUUGAGACGCCGCUGGACCUGGCGGCGCUCUACGGCCGCCUGGAGGUGGUCAAGCUGCUGCUCACCGCCCACCCCAACCUGCUUAGCUGCAACACCAAGAAACACACGCCGCUGCACCUGGCGUCACGCAACGGACACCUGGCCGUGGUGGAGGUGCUGCUGGACGCUGGCAUGGACAUCAACUAUGAGACGGAGAAGGGCAGUGCCCUCCAUGAAGCGGCACUCUUUGGGAAAACCGAUGUGGUGCAGAAACUUCUGAGGGAAGGGGUUAAUGUCAACAUGGUGGACAACAAGGGCCUGACUGCGCUGGACACUGUCAGAGAGAUGCCCUCUCAGACAAGCCGGCAGAUAGCAGCUCUAAUUUUGGGUCAUAUGUCAGGAAAUCCCCCUGUUUUGGACUUGCCUCCUCCCCCUCUCCCUCCACCUAAUGAGAGCCCUAGCCCGAGGAAAAAAGGUGAGAUGGAGGUGGUGAGUGCACUGCUCUCGGGGCUGGCCCCGGGGCCUGAGGAAGAGAGCCCGUAUGAGGCUCUCUUUGAGGCCACCUCCUGUCACUCUCUAGACAGCCUGGCUAGCGGGAAGUCCUCCGACAGGGACUCUGGACGGCCUGACAGUGAAGCCGGAAAGAAAGACCGGCUGGCUCACCAAGCCCAACCUGCCCCAGGCCAUGUGGAGGAGCUUAGCUCAGAGGCUCUAUUCACUAACAGCAGCAUCGAUGAGAGGGGGGAGACUGAGGAGGAGGAUCACACGUAUGAACUGCUGCUGUCUGCCCAGACCAAAGUCCCCCAGUCCGCACUGGACCCCCCAUCCCAGAAAGAUGGGAACACUACAGUUAAACAGUCUUCCAACAGUCUCCUACCUCAGCAGCAGAAGCCCACUGCCCCUAGUGACCUCAGACCACCAGGCGAAACGGACAACACUCUGAAGCUCCCCGGACCUUCUGUGGUUGGGCCUGGACGGACGGGACUCUGCUCCACUGGCGAUAACUCCCUACUCGGCCAGGACCUAGUUGCAGUACCUGAAGUGUUCACAGGCCUCUUGCACGGCUCCUCGCCUGUCUUUGACUGUCAGGUGGAGCCCCUCAGCAGGCUGCCAGGUGGGGUACUGACACAGUCCAGCCAAGGCCAACAGCCGGCGCCAGCUCCAACGGUACCCACCAAAACAACAGAAGCUCCGCCUCUGCCUCCUCCAAACAUCAACAUGGCUGCCAUACUGACAGACUGUGACCCCAAAGCCAUCUAUGCCACAGUGUCUAAGGGGGUGCCCAGGGACAGAGACAGAGACAGGAUGAGGGACUUUGGGUCUGGGGCUGUGCCUGCUGGCAGGAUGCGUCCCCCUGGGGACCUGAAGCUGGCCCGCAGCCUCUCCAAGUCGGACUCGGACCUGCUGGUAUCGCCGCCUAGCGAGGAGGAGGGAGGGCUGGGCAGCCGGAGUGAGUCCGUCUCCAACUGCAGUGCAACCAAGAAACGGCUGGAGAAGUCGCCCUCUUUCGCCUCUGAAUGGGACGAGCAGAUGCCUCCCACACUACCUCCUCGGAGAUCUCAGUCCUCUGAAAGUAUUGAGAAGAUCAUGACACUGAUUGGCGCAGGCAUCGAUUUCUCCAGAGACCAGCAGUACGCUACCCCAGGUGGGGCGGCUGGGCGGCUGCUGGAUCAGCCCGUGGGAGACUGGCUGGAACACGUGGGGCUGCCGCAGUAUGAGAGCAAGCUGCUGCUCAAUGGCUUCGACGACCUGCACUACAUGGGCAGUAAUGUGAUGGAGGAACAGGACCUGAGGGAGAUAGGCAUCACUGACCCAGGACAUCGAAGGAAGAUCCUGCAUGCAGCUCGGUCCCUGCCAAAAGUGAAGGCCCUGGGCUGUGACGGAAGCAUCUCUCUCUCCUCCUGGCUGGACCUCCUGGGCCUGCAGGAGUACCUCCACAACUUCCUGUCCAGCGGAUACCGCAGCCUCGACUGUGUCAAGAACCUGUGGGAGCUGGAGAUUGUCAACGUACUGAAAAUCACCCUGCUGGGACACAGAAAACGCAUCAUCGCCUCGCUGGCAGAACGGCCCUAUGAGGAACCUCCUGUCAAGCCCCCCCGCCUGUCCCAGAUCAGGUGUCAGGACCUGGUAUCCCAGACCUCCUCUCCCAUCUUUCACAUGGACUCCUACGCGGGUCGUUCCAUGGACCCCCUCCUGCCGUUGGGGGAGCCUGGGAGGAGGAAGGGGCCUGACCCAGCUUACGAUGUGGACCCCCACCGGCCCCGCAGUGGAAGACACCGCUCACAUGAGAGGUAUGAGGAGCGGCAUCGGGAGCCCCGCCUGACCCUGCGACCCCCCAGCCUGGCAGCACCUUACACCCCUGUACAGAACUGGCACCACCAGCCUGAGAAGCUCAUCUUUGAGUCCUGUGACUAUGAAGCCAAUUACCUGGGAUCUAUGCUCAUCAAGGAGCUACGUGGGACAGAGUCCACCCAGGACGCCUGUGCCAAAAUGAGGAGGUCGACAGAGCAGAUGAGGAAGGUCCCCACCAUCGUCCUCUCCAUCACAUACAAAGGGGUGAAGUUCAUUGACGCAGCCAAUAAGAACAUCAUAGCUGAGCAUGAGAUCCGGAACAUCUCGUGUGCGGCCCAGGACCCAGAGGAUCUGUGCACAUUUGCCUACAUCACCAAGGACCUGCAGACCAACCACCACUACUGCCAUGUGUUCAGCACAGUGGACGUGAACCUGACCUAUGAGAUUAUCCUGACGCUGGGACAAGCUUUUGAGGUGGCCUAUCAGCUGGCUCUCCAGGCCCAGAGGACCAAACAGCACCAGGUCAUCCCAGCAGGACCUGGGACAGAGGUCAUCGAGACCAAAUCCAGCCGGCCCGUUCCUAAACCACGGGGCAGCGUAAGAAAAUUAGGGGUGGACCCGUUGGAGCUGGUGGGGGACUCCCAGUCCCAGGGCAGUGCCACGUGGCUGGUGGACCCCGUUCCCAAGGACUCUAAGAGGACCAUCAGCACUAAGUACGAGACCACCAUAUUCUGAGUAGACCUGCCUCCUCACCUCUCCUCUCCUGACCUUUUACCUUGGAUCUGACCUCCUAAUCUACUGUACCUUUCCUCCUCUCCUUCUCCUUCUGUGUGCCUUUCAAUGUGACUCUGCCUGUCUCCACUCCAGGCCUGACCCCUGCUCUCCUGUCUCCCUCCACCUCCUUUCCUCUCCCCUGCCACUGUCGGACCCUGCUGUCUAAGAAGUUCAACCCCCCCAGUUAGUCUACACAUGUACCUUCUGCUCUCCUCGCCACUGUGCAACUGGAACACGUUCCUCUAGCUUCCCUCUAAUGAAUUAGUCCUGCCAACUACUGGGCCCUGAAUCCUUCCAACCUUCUCUAUGAUUGUGAAGCAAUCAUCAACCGUUCCCCAGGCAUUUACUGUAGUUCCUCUUGCCUUUGUGACCAAGAAGCAUGAGACCUUAUCCUUCCACAACAUUCCCUCUGUUUUCGUUUUCUCAUGAACCCUGUGCUUCCUCACAUUCACAUUGGCACUGCAUUAGCCCUGCUUUCAAUUGUGUAAUGUAUGGUGCUGUUAUUUGUAGCAUUUACCAAUGCUAAUAGGCUCAGUGGCAUUAUCUGACCGAUCCAGUACAGUAGCUGUGAAGUGUGUAAGACAGCAAAUGUAAUCUACAAGUCACUGAUUAAGUUUGUUCAAUGGUAGCGAUCUCCAUUCUUCCUACAGUACCUUCUCACCACUCUAAUUUACCUCUUACUCACAAACUACUAUCCCCCAAACUCUCUUAGAACAAUCCUUCAUUUUUCCUUCUAUAUCCCUCCUUUCUUUUUCAUUCCUUUUACUCAUCAAUCUUGUUUUCUCCUCUGGGUGCUUUUCCUGCUCUACCAGGCGACGGCCACUGUGAGAUGCUCUUGAAGAACUUUCCCUCCUUGUUUUCUGAACAAUAAUCUCCUGACUCCAGUGCUCAGAAAAAAAUAUAUGAUUCUCUACAGCCAAGGAUCAACUACCUGGAUGAACAUUGUUUUCUAGAAGAAUCUGUAAGAGACCGGCUGUUCCAUUGUUCUAACUCUACACACAUUAGUAGGAACAUUGCCUGUUUCCCUGCAAGGGGAUGGAUGACAACCUUGUUGCACAGGACUAAACUCUAAACUCAUUCCCCCUGGGAUUGGUCCAUUUGGGUUAACAGGGGGAAGGGCACGUACAUGCGUAUCCUGUCAGACUUAUUUACAUUCUUUGUGUCGGUUUACCGGAAACUGUCUGGGAAAACUGGCCCUCUGUGUCAGGCUGCCAAAGGAGGCUAGGGCCCAGCACUGUGAUAGGAGAUCUCUAUUGGGAACUAAUGGGGCCUUUUGUUAGGGAACAACAGUGCGCAGGAUAGGACACAGAGGCUCACACAGAAUAUAGUGUCUUACGUAGAGGUGCUCACUGUUAUAGACAGACAGCCUAGUGGGACAUCUAUUUGAGCAUGCCUUUCUCUGUUUAUGACUGGGAUGACUUUGAUUUAAUAUCUAGUGCAAUCCUAAUUUGGAGUGUCAUGAGCACUUUUUGUGAAUGCUUGGACGCUGGGGAAAUCUUGUGUGCAUCCAACAUGAUAUGAAGAGGAAUUGAAUUGACUGUUCAUUUAAUAGAGUAAGAACCAAAGAGAUGCCGAAAUGCGUGAAUUCUGCUCUAGCCACCCGUAAUAGACCUGGGUGAUGGUCUUAGGGUAAUAACUCAGCCUAGCUGGUACAUCAGUCAAUAUAGAGCUGAUUAGUGCCAGUAACCUUAAUGACGAGGAAGAGAGCUCAUUAAAUCUCUGUGGAGAGGAGAGGUUAUAUGAAGUACGUAAAAAAAUAUAUAUAUAUAUACCAUUGUGCACAAUCCAAGCAUGUCUUAAUGGACUGAAAGAGGAAGGCAUUAGGUUGGCAAGGCACUGAUUCUACAUAUAGACAUAAUAAAAGUACAUUACUUACUGUUGCUGUGCUAGUUUCAGCUCAUUAAGUGUUCAAAUCACUGUUCACAUCCAUCUAAAAUUCAAACUCAUUGCCAUAUUCCAAAUAGUGUUAAGACCCAAUCAACCCACUGUUGAAACCCAGCGGAAUGGGGGACUUUCCUUUCCUUCUUUUCCUUUUCAGAGCUCAUGCCUUCUUGAUGUUCAUGUUGUCAUUAAUGGAUGUCUGUCUGUUUGAUUUAGAAUCCACCCUGCCUCAGUCAAUAUUCAGAGUGCUAACAUUGAAGAGGCAGUUGAUCAUUAUCUAGAAAAAUCCAUCAUUUUUAUAUCUCCUCCGUUUAGUUUUCAGUUGGCUCCGUCAUGUUUUUACAUUAUUUUAACCCCAGUGCUGUGUUGGUGUGUAUCUCCCUUCCAUGUAGCUGACUACCAUGACCAGACACCCAGCCAGAGUGAGAGGUCAGGGGUGCCCAGACCAAUGGUAUUUUGUUGUGGGGCAGGAUGCCCUUUUGGAACCAAGAGAAAGGUCAGGCCCACUUUCCAUGCACCCCUCCACCCACUGGGGGUCGUGCUUGCAUACACCAGGAAGGCCCUACCUGCUCUCUGCCGCCCCCGGCCCUCUCCUCAUCCUCCACUUCUUCAGCUCCAGGGGUCAGCGCUGUAGCUCUGUAGCAGACAGACAGGAAGUCCGCUAUUGGCUUCUUCCACCCUGUCCUGUCCUUUGACCACUGUGACUGACUGCCCCCAGGCAGUAAACCGAAUCAACCAACACCCUCGCUGCGUCCACUUACAUAUACUGAACAAUGGACUCAAUAUGUCAAAACUUGGUCAGUUAACUAGAGCUCACAAAGGUGGGUGUUUGUUUGGUACGUGUCCCUCUUUCAUUGUGAAGCACUCAACUUCAACAUCCCUCAUCUGUUUUUGGUACAAAUGAAACAUGUUUAUCCUUUACAGGCCUGUGAAUGCUGCUCAGACAGACAGGGUAUUCUAUUUAUGGGUACGAGAGUGACAGGUUCCCAGUUGUUUUUUGCCAGACAUUUUGUGACUUGUUUAUCCAUUCCAUGAGAGGUGAAGAUGGUUGCCUCAAACAACUCCUCCUCAGAGAGGCCUUUCCCAUACACUUAAAUGUGUCUUCACUGAGGGCUACGCUAAGCUACUCUUUACUCUGACAGUGAUAGUAAUCAACAUAAAUUAUAGAUUUUUGAGCAGAGAACAUUGAGAUCCUACCUGACUAUCUCAAUGCAAUGCCUAUGGGAAAUGAGAGACACAUUUGGGAAGAAUUGGGUAAAAUGAUUACAAUGUGAAAUGCAGCAGUACACUCACAAGGCUCUCUCCUGUCCAUCCAUCCAAGCACCAGGUCAGCGACAUCAAAGCAUCUCUUCCUUAUUUUCAUUUCCUCAUUCAUAACAUACAGAACUGUGAUAAAUAAUGGAAUAGUGUGCGGGAGGAAUUUUGGACGGCUGUUAAACUGACACUACAGAUCAUAUUUAAACAGGGUGAAUGGCUUUUAUUUGAUAAAAAUAAUAAUAAUAAUGUAUUGUCUUUUUGUACGUUUUAACUGUCCUGAUGCUGGAUACUAUAUGACCAGGCUGGUGUUGGGAGGUAGUCCUACUAAUUGCAUUUUAUUCCCCCUCACUUUAUUUCUGAAUUCAUUUUGAACUAGUCAACCCACAAAACCAGUAAUGUAAGAUUUUAGGUACAAUAAUGUAACAAGCAUUUUCUCCCCAUACGCUAUCUCUCCUGGUACUCUGUGGGCAGCUAGUGAUGAACCUCUGUUGGUAUGUUGACUAGUUAUGGUACACUCAAUAUGGUACACUGGCUUCAACUGGUUGAUAGCACCUGCAGCCAUCAACCUGGUCCCAUCUUCGCGUUUGCACAUUUACUAAGGAUCAUUGGUAGUACAAUGUGACUAUUCUGAUGAUAUUGAUGAUGAGAACAAUAUUGGAUUGUAAAUUAAUCUCUAGCAGUCUGUAUUUUGAUACUUGAAUGAUUUUGCUUUUAUAGAUAUCUAUAUAUAUAUCUAUAUAUAUAUGUAUGUAUGUAUGUAUGUAAUUCUUUGCCACAUUUGUUGUAAAGAGAAAAAGGACUGUGUCUUAUAAAGUUCAACAUAUCAUGAUACCCAACGAUUGAAAACAAACAGAGAAAGAACUUGGAGCGACCGCACUAAAGAAACAAAGAAAAAGAUUGUAAAUAAUCUUGGGCUUCCAGUCUUUUUAUGAUUAUUAUUUUUCAUAAUUGUACAACUAAUAAAUGAAGAAAUGAUGAACCAGA
Oncorhynchus keta (chum salmon) is the source of this 8017-nucleotide messenger RNA. Its product is annotated as ankyrin repeat and SAM domain-containing protein 1A-like. The record is from RefSeq and is a predicted model, not a curated record. Gene Ontology annotation, cellular component: cytosol. The transcript is spliced from 25 exons. The coding region runs from base 263 to 3856 and encodes 1197 amino acids. Gene Ontology annotation, molecular function: protein binding. Lineage: Eukaryota; Metazoa; Chordata; Actinopteri; Salmoniformes; Salmonidae.